AUGGACACCGGCCCGAAGAAACGGAAAGCUGGGCCAGAGCAGCGGGAUGGAGGCAACAGAAAGAGAUCAAAGGGCAAACAAAAAUGGACGAUGCCAGGUGCCGAGGCUCGGGGGAUUCAGCCAGGCGACGUAGGCAUCUGGGUAACAUGCGCCAUGAACAAGGAAGCACCAUCAGUCGCCGACUUGCGCAAUUUGUUUGAGAAGUAUGCCUCGCAGCUGUACAAAGAUGCUUCAACGGCUGAGGCAGCUGAGGGUGAAGAAUCCGGAGCGAGCGACGUUGACAUUGAGAGCGAGAUCAAGAAAGAGGUUGAGGGCAUUCGAAAGCCGAAGGUCGAACCUCUCUUCAAGAAUGUCAAGCUGUCUGGGCAAUGCUUGAUAUUUUUCAAGACUCGCUCGCCCGUUGAGCCCGUCUCGUUCCUCCACAAGAUCUGUCAGGAUACUGCAGACGGUGUUGAGCACCAGCGUUGCCGUUUCGUAAAGAGGCUGACGCCACUUUCAGCCAUUGGUAAAGUCGCAGGAAGUGGCUUGAAGGACAUCGCUACCCAGGUUCUUGCUCCGCACUUCCAUGCACCUGAGCAAAGCGGCAAAAAAUUUGCUAUUCGAGUGAAUAUUCGCAAUAACAAGCAAAUUUCCCGAGAUGAGAUCAUCCAGCAGGUUGCAUCCCUUGUGGGCAAGGGGCACAAGGUCGAUCUUUCGGGGUAUGAUCUACUCAUUCUCGUGGAGGUCUAUCAGAGUCUCGUAGGCAUGAGCGUAGUAGGCUCAGAUUACGACAGUCUCAAGAAGUACAAUCUGGCUGAGUUGCGCGACAACACUAUCACGAAGGACCAGAAGGAAGUACCAGAGGGCUGA
Messenger RNA from Didymosphaeria variabile, 849 nucleotides. RefSeq lists its product as uncharacterized. Gene Ontology annotation, molecular function: RNA binding. Lineage: Eukaryota; Fungi; Ascomycota; Dothideomycetes; Pleosporales; Didymosphaeriaceae. Gene Ontology annotation, biological process: tRNA modification. The transcript has 6 exons. The record is from RefSeq and is a predicted model, not a curated record. Bases 1 to 849 code for a protein of 282 amino acids.